Molecule: messenger RNA, 2334 nt
Organism: Emiliania huxleyi CCMP1516
Lineage: Eukaryota; Haptophyta; Isochrysidales; Noelaerhabdaceae
Exons: 5
Coding region: 1-2334 (777 amino acids)
Source: RefSeq, a predicted model, not a curated record
AUGCUCAAGGCUGCCUCGCUUCUGUUCGUCGCUCUGUCGGCGUCUGCCCUGCCGGCCAACACCGUCAACGACAUCAACCCAACCGCUCGCAACACCACCUUUGCGCCCAAGCCCAACCCUCCCGUGCCCGACCCGGUGAAUGAUCCCGCCUGGCUGAUCGCCACCUCCGGCUUCUGCUCGAACCUCAACGUCGUGAUGAAGGAGCGCGACGUCGAGGCGAGCGAGACGGAGGGCGAUACCGCGGCCCACUUCAUCGCCGGCAUCGAGUUCAACUACUACCCGCAGACGGCGGUCAAAUUCACCGAUUUCCCUCACCACCUCGCGAAGACCAUCGAGGGCGACGCGGCAGAGGCGGACGCGCUGGUCUCAAGCGCGUGGGAUCACAAGAACAUCGCGCUGCUCGAGCCCACGUCCUCGUGCGGCGCUGACAAAGACCAGGCUUGGGGCAUCUCGGUCUUCAAGGUGGAGGAGCACCGCCCUUGCGCGGACGGCGAGACUGCGUGGGAGGGCCACCCCUGCGUCCACUACUCCGGCUACGUGUCGGCGGCUACGUCCAACUUUGUCAAGCUCUCAGCCAUGCAGCUGACCGCCGAGAGUGAGAAGAAGCGGAAGCAAAAGGGCGAGAGCCAGGUGGAGAGGCGGCAAUACAACAGCGUGCUCGGGGAGCUGGAGUCGUCCAAGCUGUAUGGUCAGACGCCCAAGAUGUUUGAGCUCGACCAGCUCGCAAACAUGCUGCGGAAGGGACGGCUCAACCUGUUCCCAAAGUACCAACGCGACUAUGUGUGGAAGCCGGAGCGGGCCAGCCGGCUCGUGGUGACCGUGCUGUGCAACCGCAUCGUGCCGGGCGUGGUGCUGCACGAGAAGGAGAAGGGGGUUUACGAUGUGGUCGACGGCAAGCAGCGGCUCACCUCGCUACUCUGCUUCUACAUGGCAAGCGAGGACCGUAGCUUCCUCGCGACGCUCAUGCGGCAGCCGCCCGUCUUCGAGAGGCUCUCGAAGCUCGAUGAGAAUUACGAGGACCUCAACGGCCUCUCGUACUCUCACCUCUCGCGCGAGCGUCAGUUUGCGCUGCAGUCCUUCACCGUUUCCUGCACCAUCAUCCCGCACGACACGCCGCGCCAGGAGGUGUUUGCAGCCUAUGAGGACAUCAACUCGGGGGGCGAGGACCUCAAGGCGCAGCAGCUUCGUCGCGCCGCCUACUUUGGUGCCUACAUCGAGCUGCUUGACAAGCUGGCCACGAACCUCGAUUUCCAGUAUGUGCGGGACCCGCGAGCGGCGCGCGCUGGCACGUACACCCUCGACCCAAAGGAGUCGGACCGUGAGAUGAUCCUGCGCGCCUUCGCCUUCAACCGUGGCUGGCAAGGCUACAUUCGGCCUGUGAAGACCUUCCUCAACCUCGAGCUCGAGAGCUUUGAGGAGCUCGACGAGGCGCGCAAGCCGGUGACCCUCCGUGAGCUGGAGGAGGAGUUCUGUUGGGUCCUCAAGACGGCGCGGCAAGUCUGGGGUCCGGAGGACGCGUUUGCCCGCAAGUGGGAGCCCUCCCGUUCUUGCGACGAAUGGGUCUGGUCCAACUCGGUCAGCCUUCAGCUGUGGGACGUCAUGUACUCUGUACUCGCGGAGCUGAGGCUCGAGAACUUCUCGACGCUCUCCUUCACGCAGAGUGCGGGCGGCAUCGUCAAUGCCUUCAAGCGCCUGUUUGAGCGCGACCUGCUCGAUAUGGGCGGGCAGGUGACUGUUGCCAAGUUCGCUGCGCGGCGCGACCUCGUCAAGGCGACACUGAAAUCGCAGCUGCCGCAGCCACUCUCGAGCAGCCGCAGCUUCGCCAACCCCGAGGCGCUGCGCCUCCGCUGCUUCUCGGCCCAGCUCGGCGCGUGCGCCAUCUGCGGUCAGCCGCUGGACCCUUCGCGGCUGCACGACGGCACGUACGCGCACCUCGAUCAUCGGCUGGGCGAGGAUGUGCGGGGCGAGGUCCGGCGAGAGGAGGACCUCGGAGAGGACCCACUCGGGCUGCUCCACGAGCCGUGCGGCGUGCUCCUCCGCCACGCGCAGCGCGGCGGCGCUCCAGAGGGGCGCCUGCUCGUCGAUGAAGGCGACGAGCUGCUCUGGCGAGAGGCCAGACAGGCGGGCGCCGAUGCGAACAGAGCGUGCAAGUACUACAAGCUGACGAGCGACAACGAUGGGGAGGCCAUCCGCUGGACAAGCAACUACCAGAUCAUCAGCAAGGUGUACAUGAAGAAGCACUCCAGCCUGCCUCUCUGCUAUUCUCUCAGUGCGGCAGACAAGAAGAUGGUGACGUCCACCAUGACGAAGAUGGUGGGACCGGAGGCAGAGUAG